AUGCUGAAAGGGAUGGAGAUGCCAAAGAACAACUGGCGUUGGUUCAGGGUCUUCGGGAACCUGGCCCUCUCGAAGGUCUGCGGCGUUCCUUUCGACAGCGUCCGCGACGAAAUCAACGCCGACCUGGAGCUCUUGGACACCUUCUAUCGCUUCGACGGCUGGUCGGCGGACGGGCCCUGGCAAACCCCCGAACAGGCACAAGUCGAAAUCGAGCAGUACGAAAAGACUAGGAGACGCGAUGCUGUUGGCAUGAGUCGCAAAGCAGACUACUAUUCCGGGAGCUUUGCGAUUCAGUUUAGCCAGCUGCUCUAUUCUCGAUUCGCUGCCGAUAUCGACCCUGAAAGAGCUGAGACCUACCGUCAACGAGCGAGAGAGUUUGGGGCCAGCUUCUGGAGAUACUUUGACGCGGAAGGAGCGGCCAUCCCGCUCGGCAGGUCUUUGACCUAUCGCUUUGCUUGCGGGGGCUACUUUUCUGCCAUAGCCCUGGCCCAGGUUCCCGAUAUGCCGGGACCCCUUGGCUCCCCUGGAGCAGUGAAGGGCUUCUUGAUGAGACAUCUCAGAUGGUGGGCCAAGAACUCUGAAGAUAUAUUCUAUCCUGACGGGACUCAACAUUGGAUGGCUUUACCCGCAAGUGGCCCUCAACCCAUGGCGAAAAAUAUGUAUCUGAGCGAAGACUACAACUCUCCGCAAUCCCCAUAUUGGUGUCUCAAAACUCUCGUUGCGGUCGGCCUCCCGGAUGACGACGUCUUCUGGACAACAGAGGAGGAACCCUAUCCUCAGCUUCCGGUAACUGAUACAGUCGCACUCGUAUCGGCACCGCAGCAGAUUGUGUGCAACCAUUCGGCGGGCAACCACCACUUCCUUCUAUCCCCCGGGCAAUUCAUGGUUUCGACGAUGAAAGCGAACAGGGCCAAGUACAGCAAGUUUGCCUACUCUUCCGCUUUCGCGUUCUCCGUCCCUACAGGCCCGCUGAUAAAGCAGAUGGCCCUCGACAAUACGCUUGCCUUCAGUCGCGAUGGCGGGGAGACGUGGGCUGUGAAAUGGAAGUCGGGACAGGUGCGGUUCGUGACUGCUUAUGUCCAGGGACCGUCGGGAACAGAGGGGGUGCAGGCUACGAGCGCCAGGUGGUAUCUUUGGGGCGAUCGAUCCGUGAGCGCUGAUACUACUUUGAUCCCUCCUACGAACAGAUGGCCUGACUGGCAUGUCCGGGUUCAUCGACUCAAGGUACAUGAGAAGGUCAAAACUUUACACACCAUUGAGGGCGAGUUUGCUAUCUCCGGAUGCAGGAAGUGUGACGGCAUGCCUCUACCUGUCCUCGAGAAAAUCCCACCACAGUCAGUCCUGGGCUCGACGGAAGGCGUUAUCCAAGAAAAGCACUCCAUCUUGGUCCUAUCCUCUGCGGGUGCGAGUGGCGUGGUCACGAAGUUGCUGAACCACCGACGACGUCGGAAUGUUCCCCGCUAA
Messenger RNA from Colletotrichum graminicola M1.001, 1464 nucleotides. RefSeq lists its product as uncharacterized. The transcript has 3 exons. The coding region runs from base 1 to 1464 and encodes 487 amino acids. Lineage: Eukaryota; Fungi; Ascomycota; Sordariomycetes; Glomerellales; Glomerellaceae. The record is from RefSeq and is a predicted model, not a curated record.